Messenger RNA from Racocetra fulgida, 639 nucleotides. Lineage: Eukaryota; Fungi; Glomeromycota; Glomeromycetes; Diversisporales; Gigasporaceae. The record is from the annotation of a GenBank genome assembly.
AUGUAUCAAGCUGCUAACCCAAAAAAAAGUGGUGAAAAAUCCGAUGAUUUGGAUGAAAGCUCAGAGGCUGAAAAGAAAAUAUCAUCAGCUACUACACGCAAAAAUGAACAACCUUUAAAUAAAUCUAGCAGAAAAAGAUUACCUUCCUGGACAAACCGAUAUUUCGAUACUUUUAGGCUUGAAAAAAAAAGAAAAUGUAAUGUACUAAUUAAUACAAAGGAAGGAAAAUCCAAAUGUGGGCAUUCUUUUGAACUUCAAACCAUUAAAGAAGUUUGUAUUGCGGUUAAUCAGUCAAUGUCAAAGCAUUGGGAUGAGCCAAAAGAAGCCGGAUUAAUUGCAUCAUACCUGGAUCCUCGAUUUAAAAAUUUACGUUUUUUAAACGUUGAAGAAAGAACAGAGACAAUCAGCUUACUUCGUACACAAAUUAUUGAAUCAUCCGAUUCUCAUACUUGUACCACUACUGGUUCUUUAACUAAAAACACACAAGAACAUAUGAUGAGUAAGUUUUUUGAUGAUAGUGAUACUGUAGCACAAUCAUCGCUUGAUACCGAAUUACAGUUGUACGAUAGUUUGCCUUUGGUUCCCAAGUAUGAUUUGGACCACCCUGAAUAUAAAAAAGACAACCCACUGUUAUUUUAG